Messenger RNA from Trichomonas vaginalis G3, 2547 nucleotides. RefSeq names its product armadillo (ARM) repeat-containing protein family. NCBI's taxonomy places the organism in Eukaryota, Parabasalia, Trichomonadida, Trichomonadidae. The transcript has a single exon. Gene Ontology annotation, molecular function: microtubule binding. Gene Ontology annotation, cellular component: cytoplasmic microtubule. Bases 1 to 2547 code for a protein of 848 amino acids. The record is from RefSeq and is a predicted model, not a curated record. Gene Ontology annotation, biological process: microtubule cytoskeleton organization.
AUGAGCAAAAUCACUAUUAAGGCUCAAAGCCUACAGAAGAUAAAACCUGAUUCUAUACCAAAAACAGUUGAUGAGCUCAUUAAAGAUAUCGGAACAGCAAAUCUUUCUGAAGAUGAAAUCGAAAUUCUUUGUUCAGCUGCGUUACCUUUAAUAGAAGCACCUCUUCCAGCAACUGGAAGAGCAGGAUUUAAACUUUGCAAUGUUUUAUUCGAAAUAGGAACCCCAAAUUCAUUUAAAGAACAGCUUUUAAAUAAAUUGAAAGUUCCUUUAUCAAUAAAAGGACCUACAUCAGAAUUAGCAAUAGAAUUAUCCCAGAAAUUAAUACAUGAAAUUACUCCAGUAACAUUUUUUGACAAAUAUAUCAAACAAAUUCCGAAAUCCAAAACACCAAUUCUCAAACAUUCUGUUUUGAAGAUCUUCUUAUACGCUAUAAAUACAUUUCCAGAGUUUAAAACGAAGCAAUUCCUUGAAGUAAUUUUGAAUUGCACUACAGAUAAUAAUCCUGAUGUCAGGAAGACAGCAUUAGAAAUUAUCGGCAUAGUAUACAACAGAAAUCCUAAUUCAAUGACAAAAUUCAUCAAAACUCAUUUUCCGAAUAAUUUUACAGAAAUUAUUGCAAAAUUAGCAGGAAAAACACCUCAGAAAACAGAAACUUUUGCAGACUUAUCUACUGUAGUCGAUUUAACACCAGAAGAAAUCGAAAAGCAAACAAUACAAGAAUUUCGUAAUCCUUUACCAAAUAUACAGCCAGACAAGCGUCCAUGUCCUUUUGAAAUCAUCAAUAAUCAACUUUCUCGCGAUGUUGACUGGUCAAUCAGAAUGGAAAAUCUUACAAAAUUGGUAUCUCAUGCUAGAGGGUUUGCAGACAAAAGACAAUACGCGAGUGACUUUCGUAAGGCUGAUAAUUUCAUAAACUGCGUUCUCGAUGCAAGAUCUACUCUAGCAAAACAUGCAUUUUUAUGUUUAGCUGCAAUUGCUAGAGCAAUUGGUCCUCCUUUCGAUAUAAACACUGCUAAUCUUGUUACAGGUAUCUUUAGCCGUACGAAUCACUCAGCAUUAAUUAUUUCUUUGUCAGCAGAACUUUGCAUUUUGAAAUAUGUUGAAUUUGUAUGGGGAAAGAACAUAAAAUCCGUGAUACUUAAUUGCUGUAAUGUAGAAUCAGCCCACAGCAGACUCACUGCCGCGAAGGCAAUGAUCAUUGCCGCUGAAAAAUGGCCUCAAGAUCUUACUAAAGAUUUUCCAUUGAAUUUACGAAAAAUGACAAAAGAUAAAAGUGACCUUGUUCGAGAUUUUAUUAGCAAACAACUGACAGAGACAGGAGAAAUCAUAUAUUUGAACUAUUGCCAAUCAAAUGAAGAAGAAAUCAAAGUUUCAACAAAUGUUGAAAUUAAAGAGCACACAGAGACAAACAAGCUGUCCUCAUAUAUCCAACACAAAGAUAUAGAGAAUAUUGUCACAUUGUUGGAGACAGAAGAUAUAGAUGUUUCAGAUUUAAUUCAGAAUUUAUCUGAUUUUGUCAUUGUUGAGAUGAAUGAAGCCCAAGACGAAGAAAUAUCCAUCAGAUACAUGACAGUUCUCAUCAAUAAGUAUGCUGCUCUUUUCAAACCAAAGAUACAAGAAUUCAUCAAUGAAUUACCAGAUGACCAAAAUAGAGGACUGAAAUAUAUCGAUAUUUUAUCGUCAAAAUAUGGAAAACUAGAGAUAAUGAAAUAUUUGAUGAACUCUACUUUGAUAUACUCCCAUAGAUAUUGCGCAGAAGUUGCUCUUUCUCUUCCUUUGGAUCCUGAAUUAUCUUCCAAAGUCGUGAAGAAUAUAAUUAUUUGCGGUUUUUCAAAAUCUUUGGAAAGUGAACUUAAAAGACUUAUGAAAAACAUUUAUUCAUGUUCUAAAAUAGCUGCAGAAGCUUUAAUAGGAUCAAUUCCGGUAAAUACAAGACAAGAUUUCUUGGAUACAAUAUGUAAUGAUAUUCCUUUCCUUAAGAAUACUUUUGUUGAACAGAAAACAUCAGAUUUGGUUCUAAAACUCAAACUGAUGAUCGGAGUCAAUGAUAUUGAUCAGAUUAUUCUGCAAAAAGCAUUAGAGCAGAAUGAUUCAAUAGAAGAAAAACUUCUUGCCAUAGCAGUAAUAAGAAGUCAUCCAACAUUUUUGGAUUUCUUUGUUCCGUUUUUGUUAAAUUGCAUAAACGACAACGAAAAUCCAGUUGUUUGCGGUGCAGCUUCGAAUGCCUUCCACAAGAGAUGUGAUGGAAAUGAUGGCGUUUGUAUUUAUUUUGCAAAAGAGCUUAAACAAGAUAAAAACCAAUUAAAUGCGUUUGCAAAAUCAAUAGUUUGCGCAAAACAAGAAGAAGCAAACGAAUCUAUACAUAUUGCAUGCGAAGUCAUUAAGAAUUCACUCAGUAUGUUUAAAUUCUCUGCUUUGACAUGUAUUGCUGCUUCAAUUGCAAAACUUGGUGAAGAUUCUGCCAAAAUUUUUGGUGAAUUCGAAGAAAAUGACAUAAAACUGAUUCAGUCACUUCUUUCAACUGUUUCUAAGAAUAGUAUUGUUUGA